Funneliformis caledonium is the source of this 2934-nucleotide messenger RNA. The record is from the annotation of a GenBank genome assembly. NCBI's taxonomy places the organism in Eukaryota, Fungi, Glomeromycota, Glomeromycetes, Glomerales, Glomeraceae.
AUGUCUUCACAAUUACCCACAAUACUUAAUUCUACGUUUUUAACUUCUGGCUUAAGUAAAGGAUUCUUUGAGUUUGUUACUAAAGUUGGAGAAGCUAUAAGUAAACAGGAAGAAGAUAGAUAUGUAACAGAGGAACUUACCUAUCUAAAAAAUAAAUUAAAUCAACCAGAUGUCUCGACGUAUAAAAUGAAAGAUUACAUAACAAGAUUAAUUUAUUGUGAAAUGUUGGGAUAUAAUGUUGAAUUUGGUCAUAUUCAUGCUGUUAAUUUGGCUCAAAGUGCAAAAGGAUUAUGGGAGAAAAGAGAUUUAAGGAGUAGCAAUUAUCUAGAAGUAUGUGCUGCACUGACCGUAUUAUGUCAUUUAUUAAACAAAGAAAUGAUUCCAGCAGUAUUUGGAUUAGUUGAAGAGAAAUUAUCUCAUCCAAAAGAUACAGUCCGGAAGAAAGCUAUCAUGGUUUUUCACAGAUUAUUUCAUGACACGCCUGAAAUGAUUGAACAUCUUGACGAGAGAUUUCGUCAAAUAUUAACUACAAGAGAUCCGGGCGUAUUAGGAGCCAUUUUAUGUCUUUUUGUCGAUUUUGUAAAGAAAGAUCCGAGUAAAUUCAAAGAUUUGGUUCCUGUACUCGUAAAUAUUCUCGAACAAGUGCUUGAUAGAUAUUUGCCUAGAAAUUAUGAUUAUCAUGGAGUUCCUGCUCCUUGGAUUCAAGUAAAGGUUAUUGAAAUGAUGGGAAUGCUGGCGCAGGAUGAUGAAAAGCAAGCCGAAAAUGGUGUAGAUUGUGCUUACGCAAUAAUAUUUGAAUGCAUUCGCGCGUUAGCAAGAUUACAUCCACAAGUCUUGAGGGCCCUCAUUCAUAAACCAUCGCAUCUUAACCCACUCAGUAUAAUCACUCGCUUCUUAAAAUCACAUAAUCAUAAUCUAAAAUAUUUGGGAUUGAUCGCAUUAUCUGAAGUUGAUCCUAUUUGGUGGGCUGAAGGUGAAUGGUGUGGAGAGGAGCAAAUGAAAGUUAUUGUUGAUUGUUUAGAAGAGAAAGACGAUUCCCUCAAACGAAAGACAUUGGAUUUAUUAUAUAAGAUGGCUAAUUCACAAAAUGUGGUCAUCAUCGUGGAAAAAAUGAUCGAAGCAUUACGCAAUACUUCAGCAACCGAUGAAUUUUUGCGUAAAUUAUUAGUUGAUAGAAUUAUUCAAAUAACUGAAAAAUAUCCUUUAGAAAUUUUGUGGAUGAUAAAGUCCAUAAUUACAACAUUCGAAAUUGCUGGAGAUUUGGUUCAAGAAAAAACCGGAGAUUUCGUUUUUUUGAUUGUGUCUAAAAAUACCGAGAAAGGCAGUGAAUUACGUAAAUGUGCUUUCGUGGAAGCUUUAAAAGUCUUGGACAAAGAUUUAAGCAAUACCUCUUUGAGUUUACUUACCUGGACUGUCAGAGUGCUGGGAGAAUUCAUGGAUCAUUCAGAUGCGCAAUCCGAGAAAGUUAUCGAUACGUUCUGUGAAUUAUUAAAUAAGGAGUAUGCUACCCGUGGUUUUCAAAGUUCAAUAAUUACCGCUUUACUUAAAUAUGUGUCAAAGACAAAAGAUUGUUCAGAUAAAAUUAUGGAAGCUGUCGCUAGGUGUAGAGAAUCUUCUUCUAGUGAUAUCAAACAAUUACUGGAACCAUCAUAUACCGACGAAAUCACUAUUGACGAGACACUUUCGUUUCUUGAUGAAUUUGUUGAAACAGCUUUGAAAGACGGAGCCAAGCCUUAUAAUCCUAUACCAAUUGUUCGAAGCAAGGAAACAUCCGAAUCCGAAAAAAAACCGAUAGAAAUUCGAUAUGAAGCUUACGACAAACCAACAUUACCAUAUUAUCGGAACCAAUCAUCAAUUUCUAAUUCAAAUUUAAGUGAACCGAGAUAUGGAGACUCGGGACUUGCCACAUCACCAAUUGAUGAUGGCAUUUUAUCUAGUUGGAGCGGAAAUCCACCUGUAACUCCAGGUCAGUUGGCGUGGAUGAGCGUGUCACAAGAUACGCUUUCGCCUGGAGAUUAUGGAGAUUAUGAAGAAUUCGAUGGAAGACAGUCAUUAAUGGCGUCUGUUGCGAGGGUAGUAACGUCACCAAGUUCGUUGAAAUGGAGCCAUACCGGAUACAAACCGAUUCAACAGCAGUCAUUGCGCAUCGUUUCUAAUUCUCCAACAUUAUCAGCCAUCUCUAGCGAAGAGCCAGCGAAUAGUUCAUCGAGUAACGUUCAUCCGUUUUUGAGAACAUCAGUCAAGACUACCCCUAUAACAUCAAUUACGGCAAAGAAUGUUAUCACACAUGAAAAGGAUAGAUUAGCUUCGGCUUUAUUUAGUGGAGUUGGAACAAACGAGGGAAUUAAUUCUUCAAUUUAUGGACAUUCCGUGGAUGUUAGUAGAAGCGGUAAUCUCCCCAAACAUCAUCCCCGGAAAAGCAUGGGAGCUUCACAACAUCAUGCAAAGACCGAAUCUACAUUCUUAGAAACAUAUAGUAAUAUUAGGGGAUCUCUGCUUAUGAAUAAGAAUAUACUACGACAUUUAAGCCCUAUCCAAAUGACCAUAAAAGAUUAUGAGAAAUUUUGGACAAAUUUGUCUAAUGAAAGACAGGAAGAAGUGGUAGGAGAAUUGGUUAUAAACAAUAUGGAAAUUAUAAAGCAAAGAUUGGAGGAUGGGAUAAAUGAAAAGUUUAAUGUUAAUACAAGUGGAAUUGGAAGCAGAAGGGGAAGUUGGAAAGUUAUUGAAGUUAUUGACAGAGAAGCUAUUGCAGCAUCUCAGUAUAAUCAUCCUAGUCAGAUCAGUAGUUCCACAUUAUCUCUGAGCGGAAAUAUAGUAUUAUUGCAUUUUAAAAUUCAACCUUUGCAUUGUGUAUUUACCAUUAGAAGUAACAUUGGAGGAAUUAUAGAUGAUGUUACGGAGGAGAUGAAAUCAUAUUUUAUGUGGCAAGAAUAA